Molecule: messenger RNA, 1929 nt
Organism: Micromonas pusilla CCMP1545
Lineage: Eukaryota; Viridiplantae; Chlorophyta; Mamiellophyceae; Mamiellales; Mamiellaceae
Exons: 4
Coding region: 1-1929 (642 amino acids)
Source: RefSeq, a predicted model, not a curated record
AUGGAACGACCCUCAGCGGAGUCCAAGGUGUUGCCGAUGACGAACGUCCCGCGCGGCGGCGACCUCGACUGGUCGUCCCGCCCCGGGCGUUUCGCGGACUCGGACGCGAGCGUGCGGCUCGUGUUCGAGACCGCGACGCCGUUAACGCCGAAGCGAGGGGCGUCGCGGUCGAGGCCGUACGUCAGGGCGGUGUUCACGGUCGCCUACGACAACGCGCGGCUGUUCCGCGAAUUGCUCGGCAUCGUUCGCGCGCAAAACGCCGAGGCGUUGGACAUCCGAGGGACGCCGAAGCACGUGUUGUUCGCGCUGUCCACGAUGAAGCUCACCCCGGCGCAGGUCGUCGACCCGGGCGUGCGGGUCAUGACCGGGUACCACGUCAUCGACGGCAUUCGUCGGCAGCUCCUCAUCGAGGGCUCCGUCGACGUCAUGCGCCCGGUGUUUGACGUCGCUCGUCGCGAAAAAGCCCGCGGCGGCCGGUCUGUCAUCCUCUGCAACCCGGCGCGUUCUACACACUGGUUCCCAUACGACCGCGUUCGCGUGGUGAACGCCGAUCCUGAAGGACUUUUGCCGGCGCAUCUCUCCGCCCACCCCCUCGCGUAUGGAUCCCUGGGCGCGGACCUGUGGCCGAUCAAGCUGUGCGACGACGUGGCGCGCAUCGCCGGCGGCGCGACGUGCGCGAGCGGCGGCGUCGUCGGCGACGCGACGCGCGAGGCGGUGCGAAGGAUUUCCGCGCUGGCGCGCGGCGGCGCGGCGUGGGCGCGCCAGGUCGAGCGCGCGCGCUUGUGCCCCACCCCGGAGAUGCUCGUCGCGCUCGACCGGCGGUUCGGCGACGUCCUCACGAUCGUGGACUUGACCGGGAGGGCGCCGAUCGAGAGGGCGUUCGGGUGGCAUCGAUCCGCGGCGGAGGCGGCGGCGCGAGCGAGGGACGGGGGGUCGCUCGGGUCGGAGGGCGAGGGCGGACUGAGGCGCGUUCUGAUUCACGCUGGUCCCCAUACGACCGCAACGGCCCUGACUUUCGCCGAGGACACCCUCGCGACCGGCGCGGGGGCGGACGUCCACGACGACCAGGGCGCGACGUUCAUCUGCGACGGAUCCGUGGACGUGGACGAAAGCGGCGGGUCGAGCGGGAGGCGUCGCGCGAAGACGAAGCCGGAGCUGGAUACGACGUCGCCGGAGGGCUAUCUCGAAGAGUUGGCCGCGCGGCGGCGGCUGCGACUGCGCCGCGACGUCGACGCGGAGGAGAUGGCGACGAUUCGCGCGCUGGAGAAGACCGUCGGGACGGCGAAGCGGGCGGCGUGGCAGACGUGGAACGUGACGCGGAUCACGCGGGAGCGCGCGGCGGCGAUUCUCGCGGACGUCGCGGCGCGGACGGCGGAGAUGGACGCGGCGGCGCGGGCGAAGGAAACCGCCGAGAUGAGGGCGUUACACCCCGAGCCGUUCAAGUGGCCGCCGUCGCUGGACCGCGAGAAGGAAGGCGUGCACCGUCGCGCGCCGACGGAGAAGCGCGUGGAGGAGCUCAAAGAGCCGCACGUCGAGGGCGAACUCUUGGAGACCAACUACGUCAGGCGCGUUCUAUACAAACGUUUUUCACCCAUAGCUCGGUUUCAACGCUUGAUCGCAGAUUUGCGGAAAACUGGAUACGCCGACGUCGACGGCGGAAAACGCCCGCCGUUCAAGCCCCAGUCCAAGGCGCCGCCGGACUUCGGGACGGACAAGUCGCACUACGCGACCGUGCACCUCGUCGGCGAGAAGCUUCUCGCGGAGCAGAGAGAAGCCGAGGAGAAGGAGAGAGAGGCGUGGAAGCAGAAGGUGGUGGUGGACUCGACGUACUUUAAGACGACGCUUCCGGGCUCCGGAUACGGCCAAAACGGCCCGAUCAGGCGCGUCCUACGUCACACUGGUUCCCAUACGACCACGUUCGCGUGGUGA